AUGAGAAGGGAGAUAUUAGCAAAGAAGCUAAUUUUCAUUCCUUUUUCUUUUUCUGCAGCUGAGAGAGAGGGAAUGGAGAGAAGUGGGUUUCUUAUUUUCCUCUUUCUUUUAAAUAUGCUGAUAUACUGUGGAGGAUAUUGGAAGGUAAGUGGUAGUUGCUUGGAUUCCGAGAGAAAAGCUCUCACCACUUUUCGGAAGGCUCUCAACGAUCCUUCCAAUAUUCUCUCUUCUUGGGAUGAUGAAGCCUCAGACUGCUGCAAAUGGAGAGGAAUUACCUGCAACAACAUAACCGGUCUAAGUGGCAGAAUUGAUCCAGCUCUGGUUGAACUGAAGCAUCUUAAGUUGCUGGACUUGAGCUACAAUGCCUUUGAUGGUAUCCCAAUUCCACAGUUUUUGGGUUCCAUGAAGGAGUUGACGCAUUUGUACUUAUCAAGGGCAGGGUUCGGAGGGACAAUUCCUCACCAGCUUGGAAACCUCUCUCACCUCAUUUCCUUGAAGCUGUCUUCAUAUAUCUACUCCGACUCCGUACUGAGUGCCAAAAACCUGUGGUGGUUGACAAACCUAACUUCUCUCAAGUAUCUCGACAUGUCUUAUGUGAACCUUUCCAUGGCAAGCCAUGAUUGGGUCCACGUAAUGAACAAGUGUCCUUCCCUCGUUGAGCUACGCUUACCAAAUUGUGAUCUUUCAUAUAUUUCUCCAACUCUUGCUUCUGUUAAUUUCACAUCUCUCCGUGUCCUUCAUCUCUAUCAGAAUAACUUCAACUCUAGAAUUCCAAAGUGGAUAGCUAACAUUAGCAGCCUUGUGUCUUUAAAUCUCUCAGAUAACAUUUUUGAUGGUCCGGUUCCUUACCAAUUUUCACAACUUCCCAACUUGGAAGAGUUGCAGCUGGGAGGAUCUCUCUGUCCUAACUGUUCACAACUCCCUGAAGGCAGUUGGAGUAAACUGAAGCUACUUGAUCUAUAUUUCAGUGAGCUGCAUGGUGGAAUCUCCAAUUCUAUUUGGAAUAUCAAAUCACUUAAAUCUCUCUCUUUCUCAUUCGAUGAGAAUAUAAGAGGUUGCAUUCCAAGAGCUAUAACUAAGCUUGUCAAUUUAGAGAGCCUGUCUUUGUAUGGAGGCCAAAUGAAUGCGCCCAUUCCUGAAUGGUUCAAUGAACUAAGAAAUCUAAAGAACCUUUUUCUCCAAGGUUGCAUGCUGGGCCCAAUCCCUGCAUCUCUUGGAAGAUUGUCUUCCUUGCAAUCUUUAUAUCUCAGUGGCAAUCAGUUGAAUGGGAGUAUCCCUGCAGCUCUUGGAGGAUUGUCUUCCUUGCAAUCUUUAGAUCUCUCAUGGAAGCAGUUGAAUGGGAGUAUCCCUGCAGCUCUUGGACGAUUGUAUUCCUUGCAAUUUUUAUAUCUCAGUAACAAUCAGUUGAAUGGGAGUAUCCCUGCAGCUCUUGGACGAUUGUAUUCCUUGCAAAAUUUAGAUCUCGGUGGCAAUCAGUUGAAUGGGAGUAUCCCUGCACCUCUUGGAGGAUUGUCUUCCUUGCAAUAUUUAGAUCUCUCGUGGAAUCAGUUGAAUGGGAGUAUCCCAGCAGCUCUUGGAGGAUUGUCUUCCUUGAAAUCUUUAGAUCUCAGUGGCAAUCAGUUGAAUGGGAGUAUCCCUGCAGCUCUUGGAGGAUUGUCUUCCUUGCAAUCUUUAGAUCUCAGUGGCAAUCAGUUGAAUGGGAGUAUCCCUGCAGCUCUUGGAGGAUUGUCUUCCUUGCAAUCUUUAGAUCUCUCAUGGAAUCAGUUGAAUGGGAGUAUCCCUGCAGCUCUUGGACGAUUGUAUUCCUUGCAAUUUUUAUAUCUCAGUAACAAUCAGUUGAAUGGGAGUAUCCCUGCAGCUCUUGGACGAUUGUAUUCCUUGCAAAAUUUAGAUCUCGGUGGCAAUCAGUUGAAUGGGAGUAUCCCUGCACCUCUUGGAGGAUUGUCUUCCUUGCAAUAUUUAGAUCUCUCGUGGAAUCAGUUGAAUGGGAGUAUCCCAGCAGCUCUUGGAGGAUUGUCUUCCUUGAAAUCUUUAGAUCUCAGUGGCAAUCAGUUGAAUGGGAGUAUCCCUGCAGCUCGUGGAGGAUUGUCUUCCUUGCAAUCUUUAGAUCUCAGUGGCAAUCAGUUGAAUGAGAGUAUCCCUGCAGCUCUUGGAGGAUUGUCUUCGUUGCAAUCUUUAGAUCUCAGUGGCAAUCGGUUGAAUGGGAGUAUCCCUGCAGCUCUUGGAGGAUUGUCUUCCUUAGAAGUAUUACUUCUCCGUGGGAAUCAGUUGAAUGGGACAAUUCCAACGACUUUAGGACAACUUUUUAACUUGUCUAAGCUUGACCUCUCUUACAACUCCUUGACAGGAAACGGGUCUGAAACUCAUUUUGAAAACCUCAAAAAGUUGGACUACUUAGAUUUGUCUUUUAAUUCUUUGGCUUUCAAUCUACACCCUCAUUGGGUCCCUCCAUUUCAGCUUUCUUACAUUGAUCUAGGAUCAUGUCAUUUAGGUCCUCGGUUUCCUCCCUGGCUACAAAAGCAAAAACGCAUAGGCCAAUUGGAUCUCUCGAACACAGCCAUCUCUGACAUCAUCCCCACCUGGUUUUGGGAUUUAACACCCCAACUUUCUUCACUGAACCUCUCAAAUAACGAGAUUUCUGGCCAAUUGCCCAACCCUCUAAAAAUGAUAUCUGAUGAUGAUGCCUUCAUUGAUUUGAGUUCGAAUCAUUUCAGUGGUCCCAUACCUUGCAUAUUGAAUGGAGUUGGAGUACUUGAUCUCUCCAACAAUCAAUUUUCUGGGCCAAUCCCACCCAAUUUUACAUCCACAAUGCAUAAUUUACGUGUCCUUGAUCUUUCCCGGAACAAUAUAAGUGGCACCAUCCCAUUAAGAUUGGGUGACUGUGUAGACCUCUAGGCACUUGAUUUGAGCAAGAACCGUUUAUCAGGAAGAAUUCCCCCAUCUUUGGGUCUGUUACAUCAACUUCAAACAAUGCACUUGAGCAAUAAUAGCCUAUCAGGAAAUGUUCCUUCAACUUUGAAGAAUUGUACUCUUUGGGAGACUCUCGACCUUGAACACAACAAUUUCUCAGGCCAGAUUCCUGCUUGGAUUGGCAAAAGCUUUCCGGCUUUAAGAAUUCUGAAUUUACGAUCCAAUAUGUUUACUGGCAACAUCCCACCACAAUUGUUAAACAUAACCUCUCUUCAGGUUCUUGAUUUGGCACAAAAUUGCUUAUCUGGUUCAAUUCCUCAAAGUCUUCAGAAUCUCAUGGCCAUGAAGAAUGAGCAGAAGAUGGGCCACUUUAUUUUGCAUGGAGCAGGAUCUUAUUAUGAGGAAAACUUGCUUGUGUCA
Messenger RNA from Magnolia sinica, 3330 nucleotides. Its product is annotated as leucine-rich repeat receptor protein kinase EMS1-like. Lineage: Eukaryota; Viridiplantae; Streptophyta; Magnoliopsida; Magnoliales; Magnoliaceae. The record is from RefSeq and is a predicted model, not a curated record. The coding region runs from base 1 to 2895 and encodes 964 amino acids. Gene Ontology annotation, molecular function: protein binding. The transcript is spliced from 2 exons.